Messenger RNA from Aspergillus welwitschiae, 1148 nucleotides. RefSeq lists its product as uncharacterized. Bases 104 to 856 code for a protein of 250 amino acids. The record is from RefSeq and is a predicted model, not a curated record. Lineage: Eukaryota; Fungi; Ascomycota; Eurotiomycetes; Eurotiales; Aspergillaceae. The transcript has 2 exons.
GGCAGUUAAUUGAUACCUUGCCCCUUCUCUUUUACUUCUCCAGAUCAUCUUACCAAAGUAUCCAGGGACUUGGUUGUACGCCCUCCAACGUAUAACGUUCAUCAUGACUGUCAUGAAACCAUUAAUCCUAAUCACCGGUGCCAACCGGGGCUUAGGGUAUGCCACGGCCAAACAGCUUACCAGAACCAGUAAAUACCGUCUCCUCAUUGGUGCCCGGACGCAAGAGAAAGCCGAGGAAGCCAUUAAGGAACUAAGCAGUUCCUCCGACGACCUGACGCCAGUGUCACUAGACCUUAACAGUGACGAAUCCAUCAAGGCUGCUGCCACCUUUGUUCGGGAACGGUUCGGUUCGCUCGAUAUCCUUGUCAAUAAUGGCGGAAUCAACCGAUCCUCUGACCCCAACGCCACGCUGCGCGAGACCUACCGCGCCGUGUUUGAGACCAACGUCUUCGGGGUGGCCGUCGUAAUCGAGGCUUUUCUUCCCCUCCUCCGUGCUUCCCAAUAUUCUGAUCGACGCAUUGUCAACGUUACUAGCGGCCUCGGACAGAUUGGGAUAGCCUACUCGCCUACCUCGGAGUAUAGUGCCAGGGUCUGGGAGCUGCCAGUCUACCGAAGCAGUAAAUCCGCCCUCAACAUGAUGAAUGCGGUGGAUGCGGUACGCCUGCAAAAGGAGAACAUCAUGUCAGUCGUGGUCUGCCCGGGCCACUGCCGGACGGACUUUGGAGGAGGCCGCGGUGUCAAGUCUGCUGAGGAAGGGGCACGGCCUAUUGUACGCGCGGCAACAGAGGGUUCCCCGGACGAAAUGUUUGGGAAGGUCGUGGAGGAUGAGGGGUAUUUUGUGGAGUUUGGGUGGUAAAUGCCACAAUGAUGGAGGAAUUGGUCAUUUGCAGUGUAUUGUAACAGUUUAUAGUACCGUACUGCUAGAUCAUAGUGAUAACCUAUAUUCUGUAGUUGACGGUUGACUAGAUGAAGAUGAUGGUGUAAAGAUGAUGGUGUCAUGUAGAUCUAUAUUCAGCAGUCAUGACAGGCCGCAGUUAAGUCAAAUAGUAUCAGUGACCACUGUAGGACUAACUCCAAUUGAGUACUAGUUUAACAGGGCUAAUGUAAAUGGCAUCUCAGUGGAGAUCUCCCAGAGUCCCGUUCUGAAG